AUGGUCUUUGCAACCCGAGAAGAUGUUUUGCAGUGGGCUCGAACGGUUGCCCAUGAAAACGGUUUUGUUGCAGUAAUUAUGAGGUCUGAUACAUAUACUGGUAGCAGAGGAAGAACUUCAUUUGUGUUAAUUGGGUGUAAAAGGAGCGGUAAGUACAAGUGUAGGAAGAAAGAAUUUGUUAGAAGAGACACAUGCACUAGAAAAUGUGGUUGUCCCUUUAAGAUUCGUGGAAAACCAGUGCAUGGAGGUGAAGGUUGGACGAUGAAGCUGAUAUGUGGGAUUCGCAACCACGAAUUGGUGAAGACCUUAGUUAGACAUCCAUAUGCUAGGAGAUUGACAGAUUAUGAGAAGAAUAUCAUUGCUGAUAUAAGUCGAAUGUGA
Molecule: messenger RNA, 381 nt
Organism: Glycine soja
Lineage: Eukaryota; Viridiplantae; Streptophyta; Magnoliopsida; Fabales; Fabaceae
Exons: 1
Coding region: 1-381 (126 amino acids)
Molecular function (GO): DNA-binding transcription factor activity, RNA polymerase II-specific
Source: RefSeq, a predicted model, not a curated record